Ogataea haglerorum is the source of this 1713-nucleotide messenger RNA. RefSeq lists its product as uncharacterized. Gene Ontology annotation, cellular component: plasma membrane. Bases 1 to 1713 code for a protein of 570 amino acids. Gene Ontology annotation, biological process: nucleobase transport; transmembrane transport. The record is from RefSeq and is a predicted model, not a curated record. Gene Ontology annotation, molecular function: nucleobase transmembrane transporter activity. Lineage: Eukaryota; Fungi; Ascomycota; Pichiomycetes; Pichiales; Pichiaceae. The transcript has a single exon.
AUGUCUCAAGAUUGGAAACUUCACGAUCUGGGUAUCCCCAACCCCUUCAACGACCCCUGGAUAGUCAGGAUGGUCAGAAACCCUGAGAAACUGCCCGCCUCUGAACUGUUCGCCGUUCCUAAAGACCAGGAUUCCGAGUAUGAAAACGACCGUUGGACCAACAGAGAUCUGAUCCCCAUCCCGAGAGACCGCCAGACCUGGACGGCCAUGUCCUACUUCGGGUACUGGGCUGUGGCGGGCAUGGGAAUUCCCACGUGGUCGAUGGGCUCAUCUGCCCUCGCGUACGGCCUGAACUGCAAACAGGCCCUUGGAGCCAUUGCUGGCGGGGCGGUCAUUGUUGGUGUCAUUGCCGUGCUUAUCGGAGUCAUUGGCCAGAAAUGCAGGAUCGGCUACACCGUGUCUUCUCGUGCGACGUUUGGUUUCUACGGCUGCUUCCUGCCAAUUGCAAUCAAGUCCUUCAUCGCCUGUAUUUGGCAGGGCCAGCACUUCUACUACAUGGGCCAGGCACUCGUGGGCACGCUUGGGGCUCUGUCGCCCGUCUUUAUCACAGGAACAAUGGGCGAGGCGUUUUCCGACUGGAGCCCGUUGACCAGAAACGAGCUGCUCGGCGUGUUCUUGGCCGUCAUCCUGUUUUCGGUGACGAUGCUCAUUCCGCCAGAGAAAAUGCAGCCCAUGGUGCACAUUUCUUUCGUUUUGCAGACGGGGUCUUUUUUCGGCCUCAUGGGCUGGGCCAUCCACGCGAACGGCGGCAAGCUCGGCCCGCUCUGGGACAGAGAGCAGACCACGGGUACCAACCCGGGCUGGGCCGCGUUCUUCAUGAUCACCAACAUUUGCGGGUCAAAUUCGGGUGUUCUGGGCCAAAGUGACUGGACAAGGUACGCAAAGACCAGAUUUGCGCCAAACUUCAGUCAGGUCGUCACCGCCCCGGUGACGCUUUUUCUGACCGCCGCCAUGGGCAUUUUCGCCUCGGCCGCCAUGGAACCCGUGCUCGGCGAGAUUUAUUGGAACCCGGUGACUUUACUCCCAAAACUGCUUACUCACUACCACUUCAGCCCUUCAGUGCGCGCAGGGGUGUUUUUCGCCUCUUUUGGAAUUAUCUCAGGACAACUAUGGCAGGCAGUCCUGCUGACGGCGUGCAGUACCGGAAUGGAUAUCUCAGGAUUCGCUCCCAAAUACAUCAACAUCCGCCGUGGGAGCUACGUUAUGACAGUGAUCGGGCUUCUGUGCCAGCCAUGGAAGCUCCUCGCAACGUCCAACACGUUCCUAACCGUGCUCUCUGGGUUUUCCGUGUUUGUGGGCCCUCUCGUUGGCGGAGCGUUGGCAGAUUUCUUCAUUGUGAGAAGAAUGAAGUACAGAAUGCGCGAUCUGUACAGAUGCGAGGACUCUAUCUACUGGACAAAGUGGGGGCUGAACUGGAGAGGCCUGUUCUCGUUUGCUGUUGGAUUCAUCCCAACGCUUCCUGGCCUGGUCUGCAUGGCAGGCAAUUACCACAUGCCUUCCGGCUACGAGAAAUUCUACAACCUAACCUAUCUGGUGGGGCUGCUGGUCACGCUUGUCGUCCACUCGCUGAUCUGCUACAUUUUCCCUCCUCCUGGACUUGGGCUCGAGGCUCCGUACUACGAGAAACAGUCAGAAAUCGAGACUAUACCAGAAUUCGAAAAAGCAAACUACGUCGCUGAGGUCACCGAGCAAGACAAUUCCAGCUCUGUUUGA